AUGGAUCUUCAUCUGCAUCUCAUCAUAAGACGCCUAAAACCACGAUCUGCUGGUGGCCCUGAUCGCAUUCCCGCUUUUCUGGUCAAGGAUUGUGCGCCAGCUCUUCGUUCACCGCUCUUGUUUAUUUUUAAUCUGUCUCUUAGACAGGCUACAUAUCCAGAACAAUGGAAACUAUCUAGGGUGACACCUGUUCCAAAGGGAGAACCUGGAAAAGAUGUUUCUGCUUUUAGACCUAUUGCGGUGCUUUCGGUUCUGGCGAAGAUAUUUGAAACCAUGUUGGACUUUCGCAUUAGGAAUCAGGUAGAUAACAUUUUGCAUGAAAGUCAACAUGGGUUUCGAAAGAAUCGUGCAACGACUACUAACUUGAUAGCGCACGUAGACUAUGUCUGUGCUGAGAUGGAUUCUAGGAGACAGGUAGACGCCGCCUAUUUCGAUUUUAGGAAGGCUUUUGACCUGGUGAGUAAUGACAUACUGUUACAUAAGCUAGCUAAGUUGGGCUUUACUCCGAAACUUCUUCAACUCUUUGCUAGCUAUUUGGAUAAUCGUCGUCAAUUUGUUAGAGUGAGUGGUUUCGAAUCCGCUGAUUAUUUCACUAGAUCUGGGAAUAAUCAAAGCUGGAAACCAAACAUUUCACAGAGCUCUACAGUCAGUCAUGUGUGA
Parnassius mnemosyne (clouded apollo) is the source of this 660-nucleotide messenger RNA. The record is from the annotation of a GenBank genome assembly. NCBI's taxonomy places the organism in Eukaryota, Metazoa, Arthropoda, Insecta, Lepidoptera, Papilionidae.